AUGGUACCUUCACCCUAUGGAGCCGUCUCUGGACCUCCAAUAAAGGUUCGUCCAGGAGAUCCAAGAUUGGGAGGUGUUCUCUGUGGGAGAUGUAGAGGUUCUGGAAUCGUACACUUUCUUUUGGAUGAAGAGAUGUGUCCUGUUUGCAGUGGGUUAGGACGAAUAGUGAACCAACCAAAUGGUCCUCCUCCUAUGCCUCCACUUCCAGGUCAAUUUCCACAACAACAGCCUUAUCAACAGCCUUAUCAACAACAACCAUAUCAACAUCAACAGCAACAAGGGUACUACCAAUCUCCACAACAAAACCAUUAUGGUGACUACAAACGAUAA
Lizanozyma spartinae is the source of this 330-nucleotide messenger RNA. RefSeq lists its product as uncharacterized. The transcript has a single exon. NCBI's taxonomy places the organism in Eukaryota, Fungi, Ascomycota, Pichiomycetes, Serinales, Debaryomycetaceae. The coding region runs from base 1 to 330 and encodes 109 amino acids. The record is from RefSeq and is a predicted model, not a curated record. Gene Ontology annotation, cellular component: cytoplasm.